Chenopodium quinoa (quinoa) is the source of this 960-nucleotide messenger RNA. RefSeq lists its product as uncharacterized. The transcript has a single exon. The record is from RefSeq and is a predicted model, not a curated record. Lineage: Eukaryota; Viridiplantae; Streptophyta; Magnoliopsida; Caryophyllales; Amaranthaceae. Bases 1 to 960 code for a protein of 319 amino acids.
AUGAAGAUAGUGAAUCAACUAAGUGAAACUGAUCGAUUUUUCCAGCAACAUCCAGAUGCUAGUAUGUGUUUGGGUGCUUCUGCAAUACAAAAGUGCACUGCGGCUAUAAGGAUGUUAGCAUAUGGCUGCGCAGCUGAUCAAGUUGAUGAGUACCUCAAGAUUGGGGCAACUACGGCUAGGCAUUGUAUCACGCACUUCGUUGACGGAGUGAUUCGUGAAUUCUCAGCAAAGUACUUGAGGAAACCAACCCCUGAAGAUAUGAAUCGCCUUCUAAGAGAAGGAGAGGAAAGAGGUUUUCCUUGUAUGUUGGGAAGUAUCGACUGCAUGCAUUGGGAGUGGAAAAUUAUCCAGCGGGGUGGAAAGGGAUGUAUCAAGGGCGGUAAAAAAACGACGACGGUUAUCUUAGAAGCUGUUGCAUCUUGGGAUUUAUGGAUAUGGCAUGCCUUUUUUGGAACACCUGGAUCGUGCAACGAUAUAAAUGUCCUUCAACGUUCACCCGUCUUUGACGACAUUUUAAAUGGUCUUGCUCCACAACUUCAGUUCACCGUGAAUGGAAAUACUUACAAUCAAGGGUAUUAUCUCACAGAUGGGAUCUACCCAAAAUGGGCAAAUGCACCUCAAACCCCUAAACAACGAAUGUUUACUACCAAACAAGAGCGUAUUAGAAAAGAUGUAGAACGUGCAUUUGGAGUGUUGCAAGCUCGAUUUGCCAUAAUAAGGCGUCAUGCUUUGGCAUGGAGUAUCGAAAUGUUGUGGAAAAUUGUUAUGGCGUGUAUUAUCAUGCACAAUAUGAUCGUGGAAGAUGAGAGCGAUAGUUAUCUUAACUAUUGGGAUCCUAAUGAGUUUGCUACUGAACAACCCGAGUAUUUAGCGGGAACUUCAAACCGAAGAGCAACGACAUUCACCGUAACCCCGUGCUACCAAAAUCCUAAUCUAACCACAUUAAUGGCAAUACCAUAA